Messenger RNA from Dicrocoelium dendriticum, 1239 nucleotides. The record is from the annotation of a GenBank genome assembly. NCBI's taxonomy places the organism in Eukaryota, Metazoa, Platyhelminthes, Trematoda, Plagiorchiida, Dicrocoeliidae.
UGCACCUCGUCAACUGGACAACCUUUGCUGUGCUCGUCCGAUCAAAUAAUUGGGAUGAUUUCUUUAUGUCUGAUUCAGUGGAUCGCUCGGCUGAGCUGUUUUAUGAGGAAAUACUCCACUGUCUCGACUCUCUAGCUCCCGUGUCGCAUCUAAUAAGGCAUUCUUCUAAAAGUAUGACCCAAACCAAAAUGCAUAACAGAAUGCGUCAGCUUAGACGAUCCUAUUACAAAACCUUCAAUUUUGCUCACAUCAUGAGAGCGAACGAGAUGGCAUACCAGUUUUCUGCCAGAGCUAAACAGCAGAAAACCAAGCAAGAAAUCGCCGCACUAAAUAGUGCGAACAAAGCUAAGAGUCUCAGUUGGCUGCUGCGCUCUCGAACCUCUAACUUUGGACGAAAGUUCUCUACUCUAAAGAUCAGUCCCAACGAAACGUCUAGUGACCCAAGAAUUUUAUGUGAAGCCUUCAGCUCACAUUUUAAAGAAUCUCAGUGUUUGGAAAUAAGCUCAACCUUUCAGGCCAUGAAGGUACCCGGUAGCCAGUCCCUGUCCUUUGUACAGUUUGACCUAAGUAGUGUCCGUUCCGCGAUCUCAACUACCAAGCCAUCCUGGGACCCUGGUCCAGACGGAAUCCCGCCCAGUCUACUUAAGAAUGGUGGUGAAGAUAUCCCUCUGCUUCUUCUGAAAAUCUUUACGUUAUCAAUGCAAAAAGGUCAAUGCCCGGCCGCAUGGAAACAUUCUAUCAUAGUGCCAAGACAUAAGGGCGGAAGCCUACAGGAAGUUGGUAACUAUCGCCCCAUUAACCACACUUCCAUUAUCUCGCGCGUGAUGGAGAAGUUGAUUAAAAAAGCCCUCAUGACUCAUCUUUACGCAGGCGAGCACAUAAAUGAAUCUCAGCACGGGUUUCUAAGUGCUCGGUCUUGUGCAACCUGUCAGCUGGACUUCCUUAAUUUGGUCACCGAGGCCAUUGACUCUAAUCAAGCAGUUGUCAUUCUUUACCUUGAUAUGCAAAAGGCGUUUGACAGGGUACCACACAUGCGCCUGAUGCAUAAGCUAAAGGCUUAUGGGGUAGAAGGUCCUCUAUUAGACUGGUUGGGUUCCUACUUAAUAGGACGUACGCAGUCUGUUAAGGUUGAACAAACUAUAUCCACCCCGACCGCCGUCCCCAGUGGCGUGGUGCAGGGAAGUGUCCUUGGCCCUACCCUAUUUUUGAUUUAUAUCAAUGACCUCUGCAAGAUUUUGC